This is a messenger RNA of Pseudophryne corroboree (corroboree frog), 3130 nucleotides long. RefSeq names its product chromosome 5 C8orf34 homolog (gene C5H8orf34). NCBI's taxonomy places the organism in Eukaryota, Metazoa, Chordata, Amphibia, Anura, Myobatrachidae. The transcript has 14 exons. Bases 376 to 2298 code for a protein of 640 amino acids. The record is from RefSeq and is a predicted model, not a curated record.
CGGGCUGCUGCCUUCCAUACAAUGAAGUUGUCCUGCAAGGAAUGAUCGCUAGUGCUCUGCCUGUCUCAGCCUGGGAGGGGGCUGGAGCUGUUGUUCCUGUAACCAAGCAGCCACAGUAAGAGCCUGGGAGGAGGCGGGGAGAGGAGGCCGACACUAUGCACUUUCCCUGCAUCCCUCUUACAACUCUUCUCCCCACACAGAGCCAUGCACCUAGGACUCCUCCAUUCAUCUGAUUGAUGGUUGCACUGGCGCCUGGUCUGCAGCUGCUUGCACUGGGGAAGUUUAGGCAGUUCCCUGCAGAGGUGGUGGGGGGAGACAGGUGCUGCACUGGUGACCCUCCAGGAAUACAUCGGGAUAUAUUGGUUGGUGGUCCUCAUGGCGUCUCGGCAGCAAACCCGGAUUCAGGUCUACCUGGAGACCAACAGGAUCGGUCCUCUGUUUGAGGAAUUAAUGACCAAGCUGAUCACAGAGACGCCAGACCAGCCAAUUCCAUUUUUAAUUAACCAUCUUCAAUCAAAACUGGGGAAUGUUGGCCAGCUACACAGGACAUUGUCUGGGUCAGCUGCUCUGUGGGCAGAGAGUGAAUCGGAAAACAAAGGAACCAGACGGGACUUUAGAUGUUACGACAAACCCUGGCAGAUGAAUGCAAAGAAGCCUAAAAAGUCAAAGAGCGAUCUUGCAGUUUGCAAUAUUUCACCACCAUCCCCAGAAUCAAAGUCUUUGCCCAGGUCAGUAGAACACCCUAAAUGGGAUUGGCGGACAAAACCAGAAAGUCAAGAUUUUGAUGAGCUAAACCACAUUCUACAAGAAAGCAAAAAAUUGGGGAAAGCUCUGGAGAGUCUCUCCCGCAGUAUUGCUGUUACAGAUGAAUUGGAACAGGACACACGAGCAUUUAACUCCUCACUUCUAAGACCCUGUGUGAUUGGAGAAUGGGUUGGACGUGAAGAUAAUGACAUUGACCCUUUAGCUGCUGAAAUGAUACAACCUCCUGUACCAAGAAAUAAAAAUGAGCAGAGAGAAGAAGAUGAAGGCAGCAGCAGUCCUGCCGGAAGUUUGAAGAUGGAGCCAAAGAACAAAGGUCUGAAGCAACAGCAGCAGCAGCACAAGAAGUUACUAGCGGCCAUGCUAUCUCAGGACUCGUUUGACUCCGUCCACAGCACAGCGGCGUCUCUCACAGAGGAAGAUAUAGAUAAUGAGGAUGAUGCAAUGGAACUGCUAGAAGACCUUGAUGACCUCAGAAUGGAAGGUGUUAUGCCAUCCGGAAGUAAAUUUAGCCAAGGACGUAGCACAUACAGCACGGAACCGCAGGCGAAAGUCACACUAAACAUCUGCUCAAGGUGUGCAAGAUUGCAAGGAGGUAAUCUGGCUCAGGGAGUAGAAGAGAUGCCAAAGGAAUGCUCCUCUACAGAGAAUGCUGCAGGCGACACAGGCAAUUUACAGCCUGGGGCAGAAACAUUAAUGGAGGAUGAUGAAGAAUUUGAAAGUGCAUCUCAAGUGACAGGACCUCGUCAACCAGUCUGGGACUCAAAUGCCUUGUCUGCCAGAAGUGGGGGCUCAUCGAACCAAAAACUCCUGAAGGAAGCUUUAACCGCAAAGGAACUGCAGAGCAUGGAAAAGCAUCUAGCUGAUAUUGAAAAAGACUUGGCACUUAUGGCAGAAGCAAGUAUGUCACGGAGUCCAGGAAACCAACUCGGAGCUGGAACAGUUGCAAGUGAUCCUCAAGGAACUUAUCAUGGAUCAACUGUACAGAACACAAAACCACAAGUGCCAAAUCAAACCUCAGCAAACUUACAGCUUCACCUUAAAGGGAGCAAGUCGCCUCCUCAAGCGAACAGCAGAACACAUGGUUCAAACCCAGCAAACAAUAGGCCUCAGACUCCAAACUCACAGACAGGUAAACUUCAGACACCUGUCACCCCACUGGGCAGACCUGUAACUCCAAACAGUAUUUCGUCUCGACCACUCACCCCAAGUCAUCAGGGAAACAAAGAUGGAAUCACACCUGGACAAAGGAGUAGAUCUGUAACUGUUAAAAGUCAGAUUGGGUUGACUUCCAGUACGCUGUCUGGAGUCCCUGCACAGAUUGCUGUGGACACGCUUCCCUUUCAGCGAAACAAUGUCACAGAGGAGGAAUCUUAUGAACAACUCCAGGGUUCUCGUCAGCCCUGGAUACUCCCAAGUGACACGGACAGUGAAGGCGUGGAGACAGAAAAGGAGAUACGAAACACAAACCGAUUUUUACUGCAUACAACAGGAAUUUUGAACUACAAACUGAAAAUAAUCGAGGAUUGGAGUUGAAAACCCCUGACCUACAGGCACUGGCAUAUUUAUAAUGGCUGCAGUGUGUGUGGUGCACACGAGCCACCAGGGAUCCACAAGGGCCCACACACACACCUGCACCCAUUUUUUUCCAUACUUACCCUUCGGAGCCCCGCGUCGUCGACAGCAGCAGCGCUGCAGAAAUCACUGAGAAAAUGGUGCAGUGGCCAUUUUCCCAGCAUUUCGCAAAUGUGCUGAAGGAUAAUCACUGGGAAAAUGGGCACAGCUCCAUUUUCCUGGAGACCUGAAUAUGCACACCAGACUCUGGUGACCCUAGUGCAAAGAGUCCACAGUACUCCCGGAUUGGGAGGAGGAGGCCCAGACAGAGUCUGCACACAGGACUUUUUCUCUCUUGAUACACACUGCCUACAGGGUUAAAACAUACAGUAGGUUUUAAGUUCAAAGGUAGUUACAUAGGUUAAAUAGCAGGUUAGCGUACAGGUCUUCUAGCUUUGCCCUGCUUAGAAGCGAUAUAGCGAGUAUAGAUCCUCAUUUUUUCACAGUACAGUCUAUAGUAGCUGCCCCUGCCUCAGUAGUGUGUACAGUACUAAAUAAGAGAGCCUGAAAUAGCCUUAGCAUUCUAUAUAAUACUAGCUGUAGUACCCAGCGUUGCCUGUGUUUUGUUUAUGUAUUUUUUUAAAUUAUUUUCUCUCUCUCCCUCUCCCUCCUUCUCAACUCCCUCUUCUCUCUUCCACUGACACAUUCUCCCCACCUCACUCUCUCCCGCAUUUUCUCUCUUAUCUACCCCUAACACUUUCUCUCCACCUCUCCUCUUCUCUUCCCCACUGUCUCUCUCUAUCCAUGCCCCCUC